This is a messenger RNA of Carassius carassius (crucian carp), 12963 nucleotides long. Its product is annotated as lysosomal-trafficking regulator-like. The record is from RefSeq and is a predicted model, not a curated record. Gene Ontology annotation, biological process: intracellular protein localization. Gene Ontology annotation, molecular function: protein kinase binding. Gene Ontology annotation, cellular component: cytosol; membrane. NCBI's taxonomy places the organism in Eukaryota, Metazoa, Chordata, Actinopteri, Cypriniformes, Cyprinidae. The coding region runs from base 561 to 12140 and encodes 3859 amino acids. The transcript is spliced from 54 exons.
UUUGAUAUAAUGGUUAAACAUGUCCGGUUGGCAUUCGUUCUACCUCAUAUUUGACAUAACUAAAUAAAUGAGAGUUAGCCUAAGCUGUGUUUAGGAGAUUCUGCGUCUGCCGCUGCGUGAAAUGAACCCGAUUCACGCAAACAUGAAGUCUCUGUCUGCAAAUAAAAUCAUUUUUUUUAGGUUAAUGCAGUUUGGAUGGUUCGUUGACGCCGAAGCUAAUAUAAGCCCCAACUUGUAUUCGACGCGAAGCGGUGCACUAAUAUGACUCUUCUUCAUGUGUCUGCUUACAUCUGUAACCUGACAGCUAGUUACUGUCAGCCAGACUGGAAUAAACGGACUUGAAUCCAGUGCAGAGCCUAGUUCGCGCCAGUCGUGAAUUCAAAAGUUCUAACGUUAUUUCAUCCCUAGACAGUAACGGGUUUAACGGACUUCACAUCUCUUAAUCCAGACGGAAACCUAAUGAAAUGAUGUGCCGGUCAAGCAGCUCGAGUUUCGGCGCUGGAUAUUAGAGCUUCGGUCACUGCUGUGGAUGAACCGGAGCCGGUGGCGGUCAGCUGGACAUGGCCAGCUCACACCUGGCUGAUCUGUCCCAGGCCUGGGAGAACUACACGGACUGCCGCGCGCAGGGCGCAAACCUGCAGCUCAGUCUUCAGUGCUUGGAGAGUUUUCUGUGCACGUUUCACUGUGUGCGACAGCUCAGUGACCCGAGAGCAAAGGAUGCGCUCAAAUUCUGCUCGGACAUGAGUGGGGCCAGUAACACCCUGGCACGGGAGUUCCUGACCGAUGUGCACCAGUUGUGUAGUGCGGUGGCCCAACAGGCCGAGGUUGAGGAGGAGAGUCACAUGGUGGCACUGGGAGAGUAUCUGGUGCGUGGACGCGGGUUCCUGCUCCUCAGCACCCUGGACUCUGUCAUUGACCAGGAGUUGACCUGUCGGGAAGAGCUGCUUACACUCUUGUUGUCUCUGCUACCUCUGGUCUGGAAGAUUCCUGUUCAGGAGGAGAAAGCCCCAGAUUUCACCCUGCCUUCACUACUAGAGGUUUUUCUAUGCCAAGAGGGAAGGACCAUCCCACAAAAGGCAGGGCAAGAUAGAUGUGAUGAGCAGAACUCUGGGAAGCAUUUAUCUGGCUCCUGGAAGUCAUGUCGUUCACGUAGAACAGCUCAGCGGUACUCAGUGAGGGAUGCACGCAAAUCUGAGCUUUCCACAUCAGAUUCUGAAGCCAAUUCGGAUGAUAAGACCACAAAUACUGGGAGCAAACAUCGCAGAUUCCACAGUUCAGCUGUUCGUGUUAGUUGCCAGCUUCACCAGUCCAACAAUCCAUUACAGCCAGCAUUGCAGCUUCCCACUCUUGAUGCCAUGAGCACCACUGAGCCUUCCCAACCUCACAGACUGUUUGGAUCUCACAUUUUAGAUCCUAACAUGCUAACAGACCCCACCACUCUCUCCAUCUUCAACCGCAUGAAGAACUCGCCUUUUGACCUUUGCCAUGUCCUACUCUCUCUUCUUGAAAAAGUCUGCAAAUUUGACAUGACCAUCAAUCAUAACCCAAGCUUGGCAGUCAGUGUUGUACCCACGCUCACAGAGAUACUCACAGACUUUGGUGACUGCUGUGGUCCUGUUGGUGGUGGUAGAGGUGGGAUCGAUGAGCUAGCUGGAGGCUGGACUGAGGAGCCAGUUGCACUUGUUCAAAGGAUGCUUUUACGCACAAUUCUGCACUUGAUGUUUGUAGAUGUGGGUCAAAAUGAGACACUUCCUGAUAAUCUGCGUCGAAGCUUGACUGACCUCUUUAGAGCAACUUUAAAGAUUCGUACCUGUUUAGAAAGGCAAGCUGACCCUUUUGCACCAAGGCCAAAGAAGACUCAAGAGGAGAUACAAGAGGAUUUUUCCUUUUCAAAGAACCGUCACCGGGCCUUGCUACUGCCAGAACUCUUGGAGGGUGUCCUCCAGUUACUACUAGGCUGUUUACAGGUCUGUGCUCCAAACCCUUUCUUUUUCGGUCAGUCUCUUGAGUUAGUUCAUGAAUUUGUCCAAUACCGUGGCUUGGAGCUCUUCGAAGCAACAGCUCUCCGCCUUGAGGCCUUAGCAGAAUCUCGAGAUUCAGAAGUCAGCAGUGAGGCAUCAGAGCGUCUUCGUUGUCUGAUAGCUGAUGUACUUAAGAUAAUCAGUGCGGUCAAGAGGGCCAAGUCAGAGCAGCUACACCAGUCUGUUUGUGCACGUCGUCGACAUCGUCACUGCGAAUACUCCAACUUUUUGCACCAUCACCGUGACCUCUCAGGACUGCCGGUAUCCGCUUUCAAGCAAGCAGCCCAAUGUAAUCCUUUUGAGGAGAUCUCAGAGGGUCAUGAAGGAGAAGUGCGGUACCCCGAACGCUGUUGUUGCCUUGCAGCUUGCACCCACCAAUGUUUGCGCCUUUUUCAGCGCUUGUCACCCUCAGGUCCUGCUGUGCUGCAGGUAUUGGCAGGUGUGCAAACUGUUGGCAUCUGUUGCUGCAUGGAUCCAAGGUCCAUAAUUGGACCAAUGCUCCAGGCAUUUCAGGCUCCAGGACUUCGGAGCUACCAGUCCCAUGUGUUGAGUGUCCUUAGUAGACUAGUCUUAGAACAGCUUGGAGGUGGUCAACCUUCCCAAAAGGCCAAGCAUGCCUCCUGCAAUAUUUGCACUUUGGAUAGUAGCCAGUUACCUGGCCUUGAAGAGACUUUGCAGGUCUAUGGACCUAAGAAAGAAUCAAACUUAUCCACGUCCCCGUCUCCCUCUUAUCGUUCCCAAGGUAUUCUGCCCAGUGGAGGAGCUGAAGACAUGCUAUGGAAGUGGGAUGCUUUAGAGGCCUAUCAAGAAAUUGUGUUUGGGGAAGACUGGCAUUUGAGUCAACAAAUUGCCAGUCAUGUAUGUCAGUUGACUUUACGAGGCAAUGCAGUAGUGCAAUGGCAACUCUACACUCAUAUUUUUAACCCAGUACUUCAGCGGGGUGUGGAAUUAACCCAUCAUGCCCAGCAACUUGGUGUUUCAACUACUUGUAGCCAAGUCUGCAGUUACCAUACCCAUUGCUUCCCGGUUGAAGUACUACUGGUUUAUCUUCAAACUUUGCCUGCUCUGCUUAAGUCAAGCCGGGUGGUACGUGACCUGUUCCUGAGUUGUAACGGACUGAACCAAAUCACAGAGUUGAUCUACUUGGAUUGCACUCGUCUAUGGGCACUGAAAGUGUUCGAGACACUCGUUUUGAAUGCGUGGCACAAUCACGUGGAUUCUGCUGUUCAUGAGCCAGAAAGAGCAGAAGCUCAGGAGAGGGAAGCUGUUCUUGGGCUUGUAGAUGAACUGAGUUCACGUGGCGCUGGCGAAGGACCUCAGAGCCUGACUAAGUUUUAUGAAGGCCUGAAAGAGGCAUGCCCUCACCCAAAGGGCAAAAGUGCAUUUUCUGCAGUAGGGCGUAACCGAAGUGAGGCGCAUUUAAACACAAUCAACUUUUUUCUGUGUGUUGCCUUCCUAUGUGUAAGCAAGGAGGCAGACUCUGAUAGAGACUCUGCUAAUGACUCUGAAGACACCUCUGGCUAUGAUAGUACGGCUAGUGAGCCGUUGGGUGGGCGACUGCCCUGCCUUUCCCCAGACAGUGUGGCUCUUCCCUCUAAAGAACAGAUAAGGAGGGCUGCCGAUGUUUGGUCAGUAUGCCGAUGGAUAUACAUGACCAGUCCAAUAUUUCAGAGGCAGUUCUUUAGACUGGGAGGUCUAGACGUCUGUUUGCGUCUAAUGACAAUGGUCAUCCAGAAACUCACAUCUAAAAACAAAGACUGUAAAUUUAAGAAAAAGAGAGAGAGUAAGGGCAAAAGCAGUCCAUCUCAUGUAGACACUCCAACUCAAGCUCUUACAGGACAGUUUGACAAUAUAGCGACAGCUACAGGUAUGGAGGAAACCCACCAGCAUGACACACUCAGCCCCUCUCAAGACGAGACCAAGUCAAGUGACCCAACACACAGGCUUGAAGAGGAAUGGCCACUCCAGAGCAUCCGACUGCUGGAGGCGCUUUUGGCAAUCUGCCUCCACAGUGCCAAUUCAGCCAUACAGAGAUUUGAACCAGACCUUUCAUUUCAGCUUCAGUCCAUAGAGGAGACGCUGUCUGAGGUCAGGGAUCAGCUCUCUCAAUCUGGAGUUGUGAAUUCCGAACUAGCAGUUCCUCUGUUUGAUUCCUUACUACAUGUGGCAUUGGCUGAGAUGUUCUGCAGUCCAGAAGUCAUCCAGGAGAAACCUGACAAGAAGUCUCAGGUCAGCGGUGAGGUGGCACCUCCAGCAGGUGAUCUGUCAGAGGAGGUGGAUGAAGCUCAGGUGAGUGGUGCUCCACCUUUGGGAGAAGAGGAAGGCUAUGACGCAGACAGUGAAAGUGAUCCAGAGGACUCCACCCGUCAGGAAGAAGGGAUGAAGGUGGAGGCUGGAGUCUCGUCAGGGGAAUGUACGUUAGGAAUGGCAGGAGUGCCUCAGGGCUCGGGCAGCGGCCGUCUGCUGUUCCCGGAGAUCUGCUUGAUGGAGCUGCAGCUGUUAGCCAGCGGCUCUCCGGACCUGGAGGUUGUGUGCCAUGUGUUGCAGAGUCUGUUAGGAGCCGUGAAAGGCAACCACAACAAUGCAAAGCUGCUCUACCAGCAGGGUGGUGUGAAAGCCAUUCUCACUGGAUUUCAGAACAUUCUCAGCCAAUCAGAUGCCUCCUAUGAAGAGUGCCAGACAAUACUGAUGGAGCUGCUCGUUGCCAUGGUGAGUGACAGGAUCACAGCAGAGGAACUUGCCCUGUUGACACGCCUCUUCCUGGAGAAGACUCCGCCCACUGAGAUCUUGCUGAGAGGCUUGCUUCAGAUUGUGGAGGCUAAUGCAGACACAGAGCCGCUCCACUUCAUGUCCUUUCCCAUGAUCCCCGGCGCAGGGGUCCCUGGCAUGAGCUCCUCUCCUGGGAUGAGGCCUCAUGGGACGGCUGGUGGUAAGGGUGGAGUAAACACUCUUCUGAGAGGUAAAUUACCCCUGGGCCAUGGUGAAGCAGACAUGAGCAGGUCCAGUCAUCUGCGCAGCUCUCCCUGGCAUACAGCACCCUUCCACCUGCCUCUGAUGGGACAGAACUGCUGGCCUCACAUGGCCAGUGGCUUCAGCGCAUCACUGUGGGUACGAGCGGGGAAGGAUGAGGACAGCCGUUACAAGAAGGAAGAGGAGGCGUCUCUGACAGAUGUCACAGAGCAGCAGACAGACGGAUGUCUCCUCCAUGUCCUCUCCAUGGGCUCGAAGGCGCUGAUGCUUCAGGUGUGGGUGAACAUCUCCACUGGAGCCUUUACCUUCAGGAUCUGCAUCGAUCCAAACGACGAGAUGAAGGCGGGUCUGUUGUCCCAGGCCGAGUCUGGAGACGGUGUGCUGACGUCAGGCCGCUGGCAGCACUUGGCUCUCACGUACACACAGCAGCCCGAGGGCAGGAAGAUCAUCCACGGUCAGCUGACCCUCUGGGUGGACGGCAUUCGGAAGUGUGACGCCUCGCUAGACUUCACUCUGCCCAGGAAGUCCAGUUUGUCAUCAGACAGUAAUAAGACCUACUGUAUGCUUGGACACUAUCAGCACUCCUCAGAGGAGCAGGCCAGCCCAAGUGCACGCUGGGAUAUGGGCACGCUGCUGCUCUUCAAUGGCUCCAGAAUUGACACUGCGGAGGCUUUUUACCUGUAUGCCAGCGGUCCUGACCUCACCUCCAUCAUGCCCUGCAAGUACGGCAAGCCUCAUGGGACACUAUCCAAGUACGUGACACAGGAGGGUCUUCAGUGUGACCAGAUACGAGAGCUCCUCAUGAGGAGUACAGACGUGGACAUCGCACCUCUUAUUGAGAGUUUAUCAGUGGUGUAUGCCCCCAGCACACCGUCUCUCUACACCAUAUAUGAGCCGGUGAUCCGUCUGAAGGGCCAGGUCAAGUCAGCGGUGGCUUCCCAGCGGCCCUUCAGUGCCAAAGAGGUCCAGAGCUCCAUCCUGGAGCCUCCUUUCCUCAGGACCAUGAUGCCCUGUCAGGCUCUCGGCCUUCACAGCGUCCUGCACAAGAUCGGAGGCACCGGCGCCUUUGUCUUCCUGUUCGCUCGGACGGUGGAGUUGAGCGACUGUGAGAGAACUCAAGCUCUGGCGCUGCAGCUGCUGCUGUCUCUGGUUAAGAACAACCAGCAUCGCACUCACGAGAUGGAGUGUUACCACGGCUAUUCCAUGAUUCACCAGGUUCUCAUCAAGCCCAAGUGCAUUGUGGGAUACCACCUUCUGAAGACACUGUUGGACGGCUGCUGCAACGGCUCAAUCCUGACGAUCGGAGAAGACGGUCAGGUCCAUCUGGAUGCUGAAUCCACUGCGGUGCUGCAAGAUCUCCGACUGCUUUCUGAAAUACUGCUGGACUGGAAGAUAUGGGCCAAAGCACAGUGUGGCGUGUGGGAAACGCUGCUGACCGCUUUAGAGAUCCUGAUCCGGGUGCAUCAUCCUCAACAGAUGUUCAACAUACAACAGCUUCUCAAGGCGCAGGUGGUGCAUCGCUUCCUGCUCUCCUGCCAGGUGCCUCAGGAGCAUCGGGACGAGUACCUGACCUCCAUCCCGCAGGAGGUCUGCCUCUCGUUUGUCAAAAUCAUCCAGGAGGUUUUGGGGUCUCCUCCAGACCUGGACCUGCUGCGGCUGGUCUAUAAUUUCCUGUUGGCCGUUCACCCCCCCACCAACACUUACGUGUGCCACACGCCCUCCAGCUUCUACUUCUCUCUGCACAUCGAUGGUAAGCUGUACCAGGAGAAGGUUCAGUCCAUGAUGUAUCUACGUCACUCCAGCAGCUCUGUGCUCUCACUGUCUCCCUCCGUCUUCACAGAGACGCCCGCUGAAGUACGCCACGCUUCGUCUCUCGAGCAUGGAGAUGAAGAUCUGUCACUGUGUCCCCCAAGUAUAGGCCCAUCUCCGCACUCUUCUCCGGCCCUGACGGCCCGUCUGACCCAUGGGACCUCCGAGCCUGAAGAAGGGACGUCCCUGAGUACCCAGCAGGACCUGGGCAGCACGGAGACCCUGAAGCGAGGAGGAGACGAGCUCCUUAGCAGCUGUGAGUCUGCGAAGACCAUUUGUGAAUCCCAGAACACGGGCGGCGAUGAGGAUGGCAGCAUCGCGGGAAACCGAACGCCCUCCAUCAGCGUAGAGGAGGAGCACGACGGCUCAGCGGGCAGCCCGCCGGACUCUGAGGACCAUUUAGAUUGGACCAGCGAGGAAGCGCCACGCAGACCAGACAGCCUGAAGGGAAUCCAGUCCUUCCAGAGGAGCCACAGUAACCUGGCUAGUCUGGGUUUGGCUUUUCCUGCACAGAACGGCUCUCUGACUAUCACUCGCUGGCCCACCGUGGCUGACCGUGCCGCUCCACCGGACGAUUGGGAAAGUUACACCUACUCUCCCGGGUAUGACAGACACAGCAAGGCGGACUCCGGUAACGACAGGUCCAGUGCUGAAGACUGUCUGGUUCUGAUCUGCUGUGGUCUGUACGAUCUUCUGAGAGGAGUUCUGCUCCUGCUGCCGGACCUCAUGCUGGAGGAGGUGAUGGACAAACUCAUCCAGCCUGAGGCUCUUCUCGUCCUGGUCAACCACUCCUCUCCUCUCAUACAGCAGGGCGUCAUGAAGCUGCUGGAUGCCUACUUCAGCCGCGCUCAGAAAGAGCAGAAGGAGAAGUUCCUGAAGAAUCAUGGGUUUUCGCUGCUGGCCAAUCAGCUGUACCUGCACCAGGGCUCUCAGGGUCUGCUGGAGUGUUUCCUGGAAAUGCUGUUCGGACGACCGGUCGGACUUGAGGAAGAUCUGGAUCUGGAGGACAUGGAGAACAUCUCCCCGUUCAGGAAGCGCUGUAUCAUCCCUGUGCUGGGUCUGCUGGAGAACUCUCUGUAUGAGAACUCACUCAUCCACAACAGCCUGUGUCUGCUGCUGCAGCUGCUCAACGCCUGCCCGAAGCUGACCGACAUCCUGCUGGACCAUGGCCUGCUCUACGUGCUCUUCAACACACUGUCCACCCUCAACGGCCUGGAGAAUGGGAUUCCUCCGGACGACUACAAGCUGGUGGUGUGUGACAUUCAGCAGCUGCUGGUGGCCGUCACCAUCCACUCCUGCAGCUCCUCGGGAUCUCAGUACUUCCGCAUCAUUGAAGACCUGAUCACCCUGUUGGGCUACAUGCAGACCAGCAAAGUUCGGCGGACACAGGAAAUGGCCACAGCACUGCAGUUCCGCGUGGUCCAGACAGCCAUCGAUUUCAUUAAGAUCACGGCCAAUCAGGACCCUCAGAAAUCUAGCAGCUAUGUUCACAUGCCCACUUCACCGCAUCAUGCUCUACAGCAGAAACGCAAAAGCAUCUCAGGUUCAAUGGGGCUGAAAGACUCCAUAAUUCCCCGUAUUCCCCGGCAGCACUACUGCUCGUACGGACUGAUUCCUCUGCCCUCCUCGUUCAGUUUCCUGUCCCAGGAUUCCCCCCUCCCCUCCCCUACCGGAGCAAACUCCUACAUGUUCCCCUCAGACACAGGUCGCAGGUGGUUCACGGUGGCCCCAUCAGACUCGCUGCUGACACGAAUGCGCUUGGUGGCCAGUGAUGAACUUAACGAGAUGAUGCAGCGGAGGAUGAGUCAAGAAAACCCCAUCAGAGCCAGCGAGACGGAGCUGGUCCAGAGACUGCAGAGACUCGUGGUUCUGGCUGUUAACAGACUCAUCUAUCAAGACAUCAAACAUGAUUUCUUUGACUUCCUGAACUUUCCUGAGUCUCCUGAUCACUCGAUGUCUGUGCCGUUAUCUGGUGAGCAGACGACUGAUGAGAACGACUCCACCCCGAUCCCACCGGGAAACAUGAAGAGCUUCCGGAAAGAUAUUCUCAAACUAAUGAUGGAGGGCAUAAAGAUCGGCUUGGGCAUCACGGGUCGUGGUGGCGCUCCUCGCCAGCAGUGGAAGCGAAUCCUCUGCUCCUGCCGUGACACGUUCAGGGUCCAGAUCGGCCGCAUGCUGGUGCACACGCUCAGCCCCGCAGUUCCUCUGGAGGACAGGAAGGAGGCGCUAGAGUUCGUCCAUGAGCAGAGCUACUCGGAGAUCCUCAGAGAGAGCCUGAGUCCUGGCCUCGAGCACGGGCCCAAGCUGGCUCUGUAUCUGUACGAGCUGUUACAUGAUCACAAAAACACCUUGAGCAAAGAAGAGCAGGCGGCUGCCAACACCUUCAUGACGGCGCUGAAACUCUGCGGCCACCGCUGCAUCCCACCCAGCGCUCCUGCCAAACCAGACCUCCUCAAAGCCAUCAAAGAGGAGCAACUGAAAUACGAGUCAGAGGCAAGAACCAGCAAAGGAGCCUGGGAAAAGAAGCUGGCUAACACUCAGAGGAGCCUGUUGCAGAGGCUAGAUGGGAAGUCAAAGGACAUCUCGAAGAUCGCGGCUGACGUCACUCAGAACGUGUCUCUCAGGCAGGGCAUGGAGCGGAAGAAGGUCAUGCAGCACAUCAGAGGCCUGUACAAGACCGACCUGAGCGCCAGCCGCCACUGGCAGGAGCUCGUGCAGCAGCUCACUCACGACCGGGCGGUGUGGUACGAUCAGUCAUCUUACCCCACUUCCUGGCAGCUGGAUCCCACCGAGGGGCCCAACAGAGAGCGGAGACGCCUGCAGCGCUGCUACCUGACCAUCCCGAACAAAUAUCUGCUCAAAGACAGACACAAACUAGACGAUGCUAUCAAGGCUCCUCUGGUCUUCCUGUUUGAGGACAAAACUCACUCCUCUUCAUCCAUAGUGAAGGACAAAGCCACCAGUGAGCCCAUCAGGUUUACAAGAAAGUGUGUUAGUGUGGCGCCCUCUAGAGAGACAGUGGGAGAGCUGCUGCUGGGAAAAUCUGGAAUGUACUUUGUGGAAGAUAAUGUUACAGAGGCAUUUGAUAACCAACAGAGUCCUCAUGGAGAGACAGAACCGGCCUCCUUCUCCUGGACCUAUGAGGAGAUAAAGGAGGUUCACAAGCGCUGGUGGCAGCUCAGAGACAAUGCUAUGGAGAUCUUCCUCACCAACGGCAGGACGCUGCUGCUCGCGUUUGAUACCACCAAGUUUCGUGACUAUGUCUACCACAACAUCCUGAGCUCAGAGCUGCCCAACCUGCUGGAGUACGGGAACAUCUCUGCUCUCACGCACCUGUGGAGCUCAGGACAGAUAACCAACUUCGAGUACCUCACCCACCUGAACAAGCACGCGGGCCGCUCCUUCAACGACCUCAUGCAGUAUCCCGUCUUCCCCUUCAUCCUGCGAGACUACACCAGUGAGACGCUGGACCUGCAGGACGCCUCCGUUUACAGGAACCUCAUCAAACCGAUUGCAGUGCAGUCUAAAGAGAAGGAAGACCGUUAUGUGGACAAUUACAGGUACCUGGAGGAGGAGUUUAAGAAAGGCAAGACAGAGGACGACCCCAUGCCCCCCGUCCUGCCCUAUCACUACGGCUCUCACUACUCCAACAGCGGCACUGUCCUGCACUUCCUCGUCCGGCUGCCUCCCUUCACCAAGAUGUUUCUGGCCUAUCAAGACCAGAGCUUUGAUAUUCCUGACCGAACGUUCCACUCCAUGAACACUACGUGGCGUCUGUCGUCCUACGAGUCCAUGACGGAUGUUAAAGAGCUCAUCCCAGAGUUCUUCUACCUGCCCGAGUUUCUGGUCAACAGAGAAGGUUUUGACUUUGGCGUGAGGCAGAACAGCGAGCGGGUGAACCACGUGAAUCUGCCACCAUGGGCCAGGAAUGACCCGCGACUCUUCAUCCUCAUCCACAGACAGGCUCUGGAGUCAGAACAAGUCUCCCAGACGCUCUGUCAGUGGAUUGACCUGGUGUUUGGACUCAAACAGAAGGGCAAAGCUGCGGUCCACGCCAUCAAUGUCUUUCAUCCUGCAACUUACUUUGGCAUGGACGUAUCUGCCGUGGAAGACCCUGUGCAGCGUCGGGCUCUAGAAACUAUGAUCAAGACGUACGGCCAAACACCCAGACAGCUGUUCAACGCCUCACACAUCAGCCGAGCAGGAAACAAACUCCUGUCCGAAGCAGAGCUGCCGGCAGCCAUGGGCCUCCUGGUGCAGCUGGCCUUCAGAGAGAGCCGCGAGCCGCCCAAAGACACCGUCUACCCGAGUCCUCUGCCGUGGAUAAAGGGCUUGAAAUGGGGCGAGUAUGUGGGAUCCCCCAGUGCUCCGGACCCCGUGGUCUGUUUCAGUCAACCUCACGGAGAACACUUCGGUUCCCUGCUGGCGCUGCCCACGCGUGCCAUCUGCGGCCUCUCGCGCAAGUUCUGCCUCAUGAUGAUCUACAGCAAAGAGCAAGGUGUAAGGAGCAUGCACAGCACUGACAUACAGUGGUCGGCUAUUCUGAGCUGGGGUUACACCGACAACAUGCUGCGUCUGAAGAGCAAACAGAGCGAGCCGCCCAUCAACUUCAUCCAGUGCUCACCGCUGCACCAGGUGAGUAGCUGUGCAUGGGUGCCGGACAGUUGUCAGCUGUUUACAGGCAGUAAGUGUGGAGUCAUUACCGCCUACAGCAACCGCUUCACCACCACGAUGCCGACAGAGAUGGAGGUGGAGACGCAGGUUCACCUGUACGGUCACACGGCGGAGGUCACAGGCCUGUUCGUCUGUAAACCCUACAGCAUCCUCAUCAGUGUCAGUCGAGAUGGGACCUGCAUCCUGUGGGACCUCAACAGGUUGUGUUACGUUCAGAGUCUCACAGGUCACAAGAGCCCGGUGAACGCUGUGUCCGCCAGUGAGACCACAGGAGAUAUCGCCACAGUGUGUGACUCAGUGGGAGGAGGAAGUGAUCUGAGGCUGUGGACGAUCAACGGAGAUCUGAUUGGUCAUGUUCACUGUCGAGAGAUCAUCUGUUCGCUGGCGUUCUCCAAUCAGCCGGAGGGAGUGUCGGUAAACGUGAUCGCUGGAGGACUGGAGAACGGUGUGGUCAGGUUGUGGAGCACAUGGGACCUGAAGCCAGUCAGAGAGAUCACCUUUCCAAAAUCCAACAGGCCUAUCAGAAGUCUCACGUUCUCAUGUGAUGGUCAUCACCUCUACACGACGAACAGCGAGGGCACGGUGAUCGCAUGGUGCCGUCGAGACCAGCAGCGCAUGAAGCUGCCCAUGUUUUACUCGUUCCUCAGCAGCUACGCUGCAGGCUGAUCCUGCGUCACGCCGCCCGUUACCCACACAGACACUGAGAGCAACCCCGCUGACCCAGGAAGAGGAGGAGCCAGCAUGCACAAAGCCCCGCCCACAAUCAUCACAGAUCCAUCGGAAAAGACGGCACUUGAAGCUACCGCACCAUAAAGAGCAGGAGGUCGUGAGGCAGAGCGAGAGCAGGCCUUUCCCACAUCAUUUCUCCUCGUCUCUUUUGACUGAUGAUUCAUGUAGUAUUGGUUCAUGAGUUUGUGAUUUUGAAAGCUGCUACAAUCUGGAACGUUUGAAGGCCUUUCCUUCUUUUUGUCCCUCAUCUCGCCAUCCUGAGAAUAGAAAUCCUGCUUUCAAAGCUAAACCAGACUGAAAUCAUCUGAACACUACGUUUGUCUGCAUCUGUCUGCGUUCCUGCUGAAGAUGAAUCUGUGAUCUACGCGGCAAGCUUUAAAUGGGACAUUUUCAGCAUGUGAAACUCAUGCAUGAGUGACAUGCAUCGGCGUAAUGAAUGUGUGCACGCAAUCCCUCUUUGAACUUCAUCCCUCAUUGACAAACCCUGUUCUUCAUUAUAAAAUGCACUUGGGACGAUCUUAUGAAUGUCAAAGGUGGUCGUGUGUCACUCAUGAAUCAUUGACUCUGCUUACUGUAUAUCUAUCCUGUGUUUUUCUGCCAUGUAUUUGUUUAACAGACACAAACGUCCCAGUUACCACAUCAAAUUCAUAAUAGUUCAUUAAAAAUGUGCUACUUUCUUCUUUUCUGUUUUGGUUUGUGUGUUGCAUGUUAUGGUCACUUAAGUGGUAUCUAACAUUGGCGAUACAAUAUAAAGUUUAGU